AUGGCUAUCCUAGCAGUUCGCACGAGACCUAAGAUCCUCAUACCAGAGAAAGUUUCAGCUGAUGGUCUAGCGCUACUGCAAGAUAAGUUCGAGGUACAUGAGAAGAAGGGUUUGAACCCUGACGAGUUAAGUGCUAUCAUCGGAGACUAUGAAGCUCUCAUUGUUCGUUCCGAGACUCAGGUGACAGCAGAAUUGCUUAACGAAGCAAAGAAGCUCAAAGUCGUUGCUCGUGCCGGUGUUGGCGUUGACAAUGUCGAUGUCCAAAGCGCCACUAUCCAUGGCAUCAUUGUUGUGAACUCGCCUUCUGGCAAUAUCAAUGCCGCAGCAGAACACACGAUCGCGCUACUCAUGGCUGUCGCUCGCAACAUCGGUGAUGCGUCGCAAAGUAUCAAGAACGGCAAGUGGGAGCGGAGUCGAUUGACUGGUGUCGAAGCGAAAGGCAAGACGCUCGCCAUUGUCGGCUUGGGCAAAGUCGGUCUCACCGUCGCUCGAAUCGCCAACGGCCUCGGUAUGCGACUGAUAGCUUACGACCCAUACGCCAACCCCAACCUGGCAGCAGCAGCCUCAGUCACUCUACGAUCAAGCCUAGCAGAACUGCUUCAAGAAGCUGACUUCCUGACACUGCAUACUCCGCUCAUCGCGUCCACUAAGGGCAUGAUCGGCAAAGCUGAAUUGGCCACGAUGAAGCCCACAGCUCGAAUUCUGAAUGUCGCCCGAGGUGGUAUGAUUGACGAAGGCGCCCUCGUAGAAGCACUAGAUGCAGGCACAAUCGCAGGCGCCGGUAUUGACGUUUUCACGUCUGAACCACCCAAGCCAGACUCCUUAGCAAGUCGCCUCAUCGCGCAUCCAAAAGUCGUAGCAACUCCUCACCUCGGCGCCUCAACUAAAGAAGCCCAAGAGAACGUCUCCAUCGAUGUAUGCGAGCAGGUUGUUCUCAUCUUGUCCGGCGAACUGCCACGUUCAGCAGUCAACGCACCAUUGAUCUUGCCCGACGAAUACCGCACGCUCCAACCCUUCGUCAGCCUCGUCGAAAAGAUGGGUUCUCUGUACACCCAACACUACUCCUCCAUCAACAUUAAGUCGUUUCGCACAACCUUCGAUCUCACCUACGAAGGCAAACUCGCCAAUCUCAACACCACCAAGCCUCUCUUCGCUGCUCUUGUCAAAGGUCUAUUGACGCCAAUCACCAGCAGUGACGGUUUGAACAUCAAUAUCGUUAACGCUGAGCUCCUCGCUAAAGAGCGCGGUAUCUUGAUCAACGAACAGCGUAGCAGAGAAAACGUGGAGGAGAAACCAUACUCCUCAUUCAUCACACUGCGCGCUCGCGCAAGUCGGUCCACAUCCGCUGCCCGCGCCGGAUCUCGCGCAACGAGUCCGGCUACGAGUCGCAGCCCCAACCUGUCGCGCGUCGAUACGCAUCAAGGAACCUCGCAACCUCCACCUGAGCAGGACCAAAUCAUCCAAGGUUUCGUUUCUGGUAACAAGCCGUUCAUCUCUCGCUUGGACAGGUUUAAGGGCGAGUUUGUGCCGAAAGGUACACUGCUCAUCUGCAGAAACUUCGAUUCGUGCGGGAAGAUCGGUUUUGUAGGCAACCUCCUGGGCAAAGCAGGAGUCAACAUCAAUUUCAUGAAUGUUGCGCCACUGGAUCUGGAUGAGGAGGUUGAGGCACAGGUGAACGGGAAGGAAAGCAACGAAGCGCUCAUGAUUCUUGGAGUCGAUCGGCCGGUCGGCGAAGAUGUUGCAAAGGCAUUGAUUGGACCCGAGGGGGUCUUGGAGGCGUCUGUUGUGACACUUUGA
Messenger RNA from Macroventuria anomochaeta, 1797 nucleotides. RefSeq names its product D-3-phosphoglycerate dehydrogenase. Gene Ontology annotation, biological process: L-serine biosynthetic process. The transcript is spliced from 3 exons. Gene Ontology annotation, molecular function: phosphoglycerate dehydrogenase activity; NAD binding. The coding region runs from base 1 to 1797 and encodes 598 amino acids. The record is from RefSeq and is a predicted model, not a curated record. NCBI's taxonomy places the organism in Eukaryota, Fungi, Ascomycota, Dothideomycetes, Pleosporales, Didymellaceae.